AUGGCCGUGGCUAUGGCCGCGUUGGCGCGGAAGAUGGGCUGGACUUCCAUGAAGUUCCACGUCACAUCUGCCGCGGCGCACCUGGCGCGCGCCAGUGUGCUCAAGUACACGGUCGCCAGCCGCGGCCUGGGCCACGCCAUGUGGAGCUGCGACUACCACACCAUGGGCGCGGCCCUCAUCCGCCUCUUCAAGAUGCUCCGCCCUUCCCGUCUCCGCGGGCCCGCGCCCGACCCCUCCACGUUCCUUACCCUCUCCAAGGACAUCAUCGGCCAGACGAACAUGUGCAUCAAAAACCUCGACGACGUCGCCGUCGAGUUGAUGCACUGGAGCCAGUACAAGAUCUACUCGCUCCUUCCCCCCAGCAUCCUCCGCGCGGUCCUCAACAACUGGCCGAAGAACGGCGGCAACAAGUUCAACAGGCUCUUCCCGGCCUUGGGCCCCGAAGAACGCAAGGCGAUCAAGGCCGCACUCAACCUUUAG
Messenger RNA from Aureococcus anophagefferens, 480 nucleotides. RefSeq lists its product as hypothetical. The record is from RefSeq and is a predicted model, not a curated record. NCBI's taxonomy places the organism in Eukaryota, Pelagophyceae, Pelagomonadales, Pelagomonadaceae. Bases 1 to 480 code for a protein of 159 amino acids. The transcript has 2 exons.